GGGGAUAAUUAUACCUUCAUGGCCGCCUAUCACAUAGUGAACGGCUCACCUCAUGCUCUCGGCCUACCGUCGAAGAAAGGAGGAAAGUUUCCCUACGAGUUCAUCAUUCCGUUGGCUGGUGAACGCGAUGAAGACGUUCAGUUGACCUUCUUUGCCAAAUCGGAGGAGUUUCGAAAUGCAUGGAUUAAGGCCACUGAAACGGCGUUGAGUAAUCAGUUCCCUCCCGGCGCCAAGGACAACGGGUAUCAGUUUGAAAUGGCCACCUUCAAGCAAACAACUUAUUGUUGCAUGUGUAAAAAAUUACUUCAGGGCGUUUUCUACCAGGGAUACCAAUGCAGAGAAACCGGUUUAGCUGCACACAAAGCCUGUCUGGUAAACGUUUCGACUCUUCUCCCUCCUCACACUUCCAUUUUGGUGGCCAAUGGAGGAAAUACCUACCAUCGCGGCAGUCACAUUCCCGGUGUUUUUCGACCCUCCAUCGGCUCAAUUUCAACCCCUCCUCAACAGUCGUCGGCACUUUCCCCUGCAAAUCAGCAUCACUCAUCUCAGCAACACCAUCGAGUCUCGCGCAAUACCAGCUCCGUCUCCACUGACUCUGCUAACAGCUCUUCUCUCCACCUUCGCAAUAGUUCGAACUCUUUUGAGGCCAUUGGAGAGGUCUUUACAGCGAAGACUACUGUGAUCACCGCUGUAGCCGCCUACUCGGGUGAACCCCCACCCCCACUUCCACCUCCUGGUGCAUUUGGUGACACGUCAAAGCGUCCCAAACCCCUCUCCUUCAACAUUGGCGACAGAAUCACCCUUACUCAACCUUUUGAUGGGUCAAGAUGGCUUCAUGGUCGACUAAAUGAUCAAGAAGGGUGGUUUCCAGCGUCACACGUGGAAAUUCCCUUGAAAUCGGAUUCUCUAUCCAACCUCACUACUUCACCACUGGGAACAGUGGCCUCCUCCUCCGCCUUGACUCGGACAGAACUACCACCAAUACCUGGCGACGGCAGUGGGUCUGGAGUCGCUCGCUCCUCCUCUCUCCGCACCUACACGACCCCCAAUUCUAACGGUGGUACCAAAACUACCGGAAGGCACCACAGCUGUGCUGGUGCCUCCCUUCCUUCUCCUCCAACUAACCAAUCAUUCUCUUCUAUGUCUUGGUACUUUGGAGAAAUGGAUCGGGCAGAGGCCACUCAGCUAUUGACGGGGUGUGAAAAUGGUACAUUUCUUGUGAGAAUUUCCAAAAAUGUUUCUCGAAUGGGGGAGUAUUCUCUCUCCGUCGUAUACCACCAUCCGCGUCACAUCCGUAUUCAGCGUAGCUCCGACUCCUGCUUCUAUCUCUGCUCUCCACAGCGCUUCAAGUCCCUUGAAGCACUUGUGGACUUUUAUUGCCGGGUCUCAUUGAACGAGUGUUUUGAUGAAGUGCAGACCUGCCUCAGAUUCCCCUACCAACGAUGCCCUGAGGACAGUGUACUCUUCUACGCACGAGCUCAGCAUGACUUUGAAGGUGACGCAAAUCCGCGCAUGCUGCCGCUGACCCGUGGUGAUCUCGUGCAUGUGAUCAGCACUCGGGCUAAGGAACAGGGCUGGUGGAAGGGCUGGCUGAACGGGAGAGUAGGUUUAUAUACAUAUUGUCAAUGUCAGUCAUUGUAUCAAAUCGGAUUUUUCCCUCUCUCCUUCGUCACUCGACAGCCGUGA
Messenger RNA from Hydatigera taeniaeformis, 1686 nucleotides. NCBI's taxonomy places the organism in Eukaryota, Metazoa, Platyhelminthes, Cestoda, Cyclophyllidea, Taeniidae. The record is from the annotation of a GenBank genome assembly.